UGUCAGUUUUAUCUCCCGGCUCUGAAUACCGCACAGCCGGGGAGGCAUGAAGACCGAUAAGGAACGGUAAACGGGAUAAAUCGCUGGUGGAUAUACGGAAGAAGACGGAGGACGCGCUCUGCUAUGCUGGGCUCCAGUCAGAAUGAGUGAGUGUCAGAUCUACGUGAAGCUCAGUGAAGAGAAACUUAUACCGAAGUCUGACAUCUUGUCCCUGCUGAGGACCUACAACUGUUACCAUGAAGGGAAAAACUUUCAGCUGAGAACUCGUGAGGAGGAUGGAGCGCUCAUCCUCGAGGGGUUGCUGAACAUCUACUGGGGUCUACGCCGACCAAUCAGACUUCAGAUGCACGACGACAAUGAAAGAUUUCGUCUCAACAGGUGCGACAACCUGAUCCCGACUGACACAGAUGCCUUCAUAAACGACAGAUCUACUGUGGGAAAGCAGUUAUCCGCAGAGUCUAACAAUAAUUCACUGGGCAGAGAAACUGAACUAGCUGGUGGUGACGUGGAUGGUCAAGAGGAAGAGGAUUCUCCUCAGCUGCUGAGGACCAGGAGUGAUGCUUCCUUCAUGCAGGUUCAGAGGAGGUCAAAGACACACACUGCCAGAGACCUGCAGCGCUUGCGUACACACAGGUUCUCAAUCAACGGACACUUCUACAACCACAAGACAUCUGUAUUCACUCCAGCCUAUGGUUCGGUCACUAAUGUACGAGUAAACAGCUCCAUGACCACUGGACAAGUCCUCAACCUGCUGCUACACAAGUUCAGGGUGGAGAAUAAAUGUGAAGAGUUCGUCCUUUAUAUGGUGCACGAGUCUGGUGAGAGGACUCGACUGAGGGAUGGUGAAUACCCGCUGGUGGCUAGAGUGCUUUAUGGACCCUGUGAGAAAGUCUCCAAGAUCCUCAUCACGGAGGCCGACCUGGGAGAGGAAGUCACAUAUGAUGUUGCCCAAUACAUAAAGUUUGAGAUUCCUGUUUUAGACAGCUUUGUAGAGAAACUUAAAGAGGAAGAGGAACGUGAGAUAAACAAACUAACCAAAAAGUACAGUGCUCUGAAGUCUAUGAUUCAACAUCAGCUCGACAGCAAAGCUCACACCAGUGACAGAGAAUGAGUGUUUCUGAAUGCAUGUGUGCACCGAAGUAACCUGGGUGUGUGUGUAGGGGGGUGUAUGAGUGUGUGUGUGUGUGUGUGUGUGUGUGAGGGGAAGGGGUGGGUACAACACUAAAGAGUUGAUUUACGAUGGGAACAUUUCCAGAUGCUGUAGUGAAUGUAGAAGUAGAGCUAUAAGGGUAAAAGUAAAGGCUGCAAUAGGACCAUAUCAUACACCAAUGUGCUUCUACUUUUAGAAUUACAUAUCUCAACAGUUUGUAUGAUCUGUUUUGUUAUUUCUAUGGAGUGUAUCACUAUUUUGAUAUCUCUGCUAUUAAUAUAUUCACAUUUUGUAUUACAGUUUUUACUGCAAAUAUGGAUAUUUAUACAAGCUGUUUUUAGCAAUGUUUUCUCUGACCUUUUUUAUGUAAUAAAUCAGUUUUUGUGUGGCCUUUA
Messenger RNA from Dicentrarchus labrax (European seabass), 1545 nucleotides. RefSeq names its product Ras association domain family member 4a (gene rassf4a). The transcript is spliced from 11 exons. The record is from RefSeq and is a predicted model, not a curated record. Gene Ontology annotation, biological process: signal transduction. The coding region runs from base 143 to 1111 and encodes 322 amino acids. NCBI's taxonomy places the organism in Eukaryota, Metazoa, Chordata, Actinopteri, Moronidae.